GACUGAUAGCAACAGUCUGGGUUUUUUUGUCACACAGCAGCAGACUGAGAUUUCUCUCCCUCCUUCUCUCCCUCCUCUGAGGCAAAGAUGAAUGCUAUAAUGGACACCUUGCAGGGUUUUGGGGUGAGCACCACCCGCUACCUGCAGACCAACUAUCAGGACGCCCAGGGUUUGUUUCUCUGGGUCUCCUGGGCGGCUGACCUCAGGAACACCUUCUUCAUCUUCUUCCCGCUGUGGUUUCACCUGCGCUCCUCAGUGGGCAUCAAGCUCAUCUGGGUGGCUGUGAUCGGAGACUGGCUCAACCUGGUGUUCAAAUGGAUUCUGUUUGGGGAGCGGCCGUACUGGUGGGUCCAUGAGACGCCUUAUUAUGCAAACACAGUCCGUCCUCACAUUGAGCAGUACCCCAUGACCUGUGAGACUGGGCCAGGCAGCCCCUCAGGCCACGCCAUGGGCGCCGCAGGUGUCUACUACACCCUGGUGACCUCCAUCCUCGCCAUCGUGACCAGCAAGAAGAAGUUUGGGAACAAGAAAUCCACCAACAAGGACUGGUAUCUGAAGGCUGCCUUAUGGACGCUGUUUUGCGGAGUCCAGGUGUGCGUGUGUCUCUCCAGGGUCUUCAUCGCCGCCCACUUCCCCCAUCAGGUCGUUGCUGGUGUCAUUUCAGGUAUGAUCGUGGCCGAAGCCUUCAACAGGACUCAGUGGAUCUACAACGCCAGCAUGAAGAAAUACUUCUACACCACUCUCUUCUUGACCUCCUUCGCUGUCGGCUUCUACGUCCUCCUCAAAGCUGUGGGUGUGGACCUGCUGUGGACCCUGGAGAAAGCCCAGAGGUGGUGCGACAGGCCCGAGUGGGUCCACCUGGACAGCACGCCCUUCGCCAGCCUCCUGCGUAACAUGGGCACCCUUUUCGGCCUGGGCCUGGGCCUGCACUCGCCCCUCUAUACUGAGACCAAGAAGAGCAGCAACACGCUGGUCAAAGUCGGCUGCGUCAUCAGCUCUCUGUUCCUGCUCCACCUGUUUGACUCCUUCAAGCCUCCCACGCACACUGUGGCCCUCUACUACCUGCUGUCCUUCUGCAAGAGCGCCACCGUGCCUCUGGUCACUGUCAGCAUCAUCCCGUACUGUGUGAACAGUGCUCUGAGCGUGCAGAACAAAAAGGCAGUGUGAGCAGUGACCUCAGAUUAUACAGACUGAUGAAAUGGAGUCUCCUCCAGAACUUUAAAAUAAACUUUCCUCAGGUGCUUAUUGAUUCAUACGUCCAACUGAUCCUCAGGAAAAGAUCAAAGGGAAAUACUCACGGUGUGAUUUGGACACUGAACUCUGCGUGACACUAAGUGAAAGCACAAUCCACGAUGUGCAGCGGCACUUACAAAGAGCAAUUCUGAAUUUAACAAACACGAUCAUUACAGUAGUUUCAGAGUCUUGGAGGACAAACGAUGAACAGACGAGCUGCAGCUGCUGUUAAACCUCAUUUUAAAGACAUCACCAGCUUUCAUAUGAUAUUUCAGCUGUAUCAGUAAUGUAUUUUAAAUGUUAUAGAAAGUAUUUUUAAACUGUUUUGAAUAUUUUUAAUAAAAAAUAUCUUGAAAAUGUG
Epinephelus lanceolatus (giant grouper) is the source of this 1594-nucleotide messenger RNA. RefSeq names its product glucose-6-phosphatase catalytic subunit 1a, tandem duplicate 2 (gene g6pc1a.2). NCBI's taxonomy places the organism in Eukaryota, Metazoa, Chordata, Actinopteri, Perciformes, Serranidae. Gene Ontology annotation, molecular function: glucose-6-phosphatase activity. Gene Ontology annotation, biological process: glucose 6-phosphate metabolic process; gluconeogenesis. The record is from RefSeq and is a predicted model, not a curated record. Gene Ontology annotation, cellular component: membrane.